This is a messenger RNA of Acanthamoeba castellanii str. Neff, 1845 nucleotides long. Its product is annotated as phosphoenolpyruvate carboxykinase (GTP), putative. Gene Ontology annotation, cellular component: cytosol. Gene Ontology annotation, biological process: response to starvation; cellular response to glucose stimulus; response to lipid. Bases 1 to 1845 code for a protein of 614 amino acids. The record is from RefSeq and is a predicted model, not a curated record. Gene Ontology annotation, molecular function: manganese ion binding; phosphoenolpyruvate carboxykinase (GTP) activity; GTP binding. Lineage: Eukaryota; Discosea; Longamoebia; Acanthamoebidae. The transcript has 7 exons.
AUGCUGUACCCCCAGGCGGUCAGGAGAUGGCUCGCAUCUUCUUCUUCGAGCAUCGAGGCCUCGACAUCCAACAAGAAGCUGAUUGAGUGGCUCAAGACCCAGCAGAAGCUGCUCCAGCCCAGCGCCGUGCACAUCUGCGACGGAUCGGUCGAAGAGGACGAACGCUUGAAGAGCGAGCUCGUCAAGAGCGGCACGCUCAUCAAGCUCAACGAGGCCAAGCGGCCCAACUCGUACCUCGCUCGCUCGGACCCUGGUGAUGUUGCGCGCGUAGAGGGCCGCACGUACAUCUGCUCGACCAACAAGGCCGACGCAGGCCCGACCAACAACUGGGUGGAUCCGAAGGAGAUGCGCGCCACGCUCAACGGCAAAUUCGCUGGCGCGAUGAAGGGCCGCACGAUGUACGUGGUCCCCUUCAGCAUGGGUCCCGUGGGCUCGCCCCUCUCCAAGAUCGGCGUGGAGAUCACCGAUUCCCCCUACGUCGUGGCCAACAUGCGCAUCAUGACGCGCAUGGGCAAGCAGGUGUUUGAUGCGCUGGGCAGCGACGGCGACUUCGUGCCGUGCGUGCACUCUGUGGGCGCGCCGCUGCAGCCGGGCCAGAAGGACGUGCCGUGGCCGUGCAACCCCGACAAGUACAUCGUCCACUACCCCGAGACCCGCGAGAUCUGGUCCUACGGCUCCGGCUACGGCGGCAACGCCCUCCUCGGCAAGAAGUGCUUCGCGCUCCGCAUCGCCUCCGUCCAGGCCCGUGAUGAAGGCUGGCUGGCCGAGCACAUGCUCAUUCUGGGCAUCACCAACCCCGAGGGCAAGAAGAAGUACAUCGCCGCCGCGUUCCCCUCGGCUUGCGGCAAGACCAACCUCGCCAUGAUGAACCCCACCCUCCCCGGAUGGAAGAUCGAGACCGUCGGUGACGACAUCGCCUGGAUGCGGUUCGGCAAGGAUGGUCGUCUCUACGCGAUCAACCCGGAGAACGGAUUCUUUGGCGUGGCGCCCGGCACGUCGAUGUCGUCGAACCCCAACGCCAUGGCCACGACGGUCAAGAACGCGCUCUUCACCAACUGCGCCCUCACGGACGACAACGACGUGUGGUGGGAGUCGAUGACCGACAAGCUGCCCGCGCACCUGAUCUCGUGGAAGGGCAAGGACUGGACGCCCGAGUCCAAGGAGCCCGCGGCCCACCCCAACGCCCGCUUCACCACGCCCGCCGACCAGUGCCCUGUGCUCGACUCCAAGUGGGAGGACCCGCAGGGCGUGCCCAUCUCGGCCAUCCUCUUCGGCGGCCGCCGCCGCACGGUGGUGCCGCUCGUGUACCAGGCCUUUGACUGGGAGCACGGCACCUACAUUGGCAGCUCGAUCGGCUCCGAGGUCACCGCCGCGGCCGAGGGCAAGCGCGGCGAGAUGCGACACGACCCGUUCGCCAUGCUGCCCUUCUGCGGCUACAACAUGGCCGACUACAUGCAGCACUGGCUCAACGUCGGCUCCCGCUCCUCGGCCGACAAGCUCCCCAAGAUCUUCUUCGUCAACUGGUUCCGAAGGGGAGCUGAUGGCUCGUUCCUGUGGCCCGGCUACGGUGAGAACUCGCGCGUGCUGAAGUGGAUCUUCGACCAGACGGACAACAAGUCCGGUAAUGCCAAGGAGACCCCGAUCGGAUACAUCCCGAAGGAGGGCGCCCUGGACACGUCGGGCCUCGACGUCUCGCCGGAGGCCAUCAAGCAGCUCUUCGAGGUCAACCCGUCCGACUGGAAGGAGGAGGUCCAGGAGAUGAGGCGAUACACCGAGCAGUUCGGCGAUCGCCUGCCCGCCGGCCUCAAGAAGCAGAUGGACGCCCUCGAGAAGCGCCUCGCCUAA